Molecule: messenger RNA, 1272 nt
Organism: Rotaria sp. Silwood1
Lineage: Eukaryota; Metazoa; Rotifera; Eurotatoria; Philodinida; Philodinidae
Source: the annotation of a GenBank genome assembly
AUGUAUCUUUUAGCUACGACUACUACAACUGCCCAAAACGUAGCUAGUGCUUUCUGGUCAUUUGAUAGCAAUGCACUUGAACUUUAUAAUAGUGCUCUCGAUGGUGCUCUCUCCGGUAGUCCAACCUAUACAACCAGUUUUGCUGGAUAUGGUUCAGCCAUCUAUUUUAUUCGAUCUUCUGCUCAAUAUGUUUAUAUUACGCCGAAGGUACUUCCGUUCAAUUCGCGUAGUUUCACAAUCGAAGCAUGGAUCUAUCCUAUUGGUUUUUCAAGUAGUAAUGACUAUGGAAUAUUCGGUCAAUGUCAAGCAACAAGUUACAAUCUAUGCCUAUACUUCAUAGUUCGAAACAACCAAUUAUAUUGUGGAUUCUAUAGCAACGACGUACAGGGUGGAACCACCCUAACAAUGAGCACAUGGCACCAUGUAGCUUUUGUCUAUGAUUCGACCACGACGAUGCAACAAGUGUGGCUUGAUGGUAACCUUGAUGGUUCACAUCCGGCCAGUUCCUACGAUGGUCUGUGGGAAAUAACAACUAUUGGUGCCACUUUUCAAUUAGGCAAUGCAUCUAAUUUCAAUGGUUACAUAGACAACGUACGAUUUGAGGCUAGAGCUAAAAAUUCGACUGAAAUUCUCAACGAUGCUACUCUACAUGUUUACUACUCGUUUGAUAGUGGUUCACUUAUCGACAAUGGUCCCAAUGGUAUCAAUGGAACUGCCUCUGGAAAUCUAUCAAGUACAACUGGUCGAGUUAAUCAAGCACUGCAAUUUAAUUCGGGACCCUAUAUAUACUAUUCAUAUACUCCAUUUUACUUUUUGGGCAUCAGCGGUUAUCCAUUUAGUAUAGCCUUGUGGGCAAAGCCAACAGGAAGUUAUGCGCAACAAACACUUGUUUUCGUACACGGAUCAACUAGUUGGUGUGUUCAUUAUUUAGUAAUGACAUCGAGUGGACAGUUAGUUGCCAGUAGUUAUAAUGGUGCUGACGUAGUCAUAAAUGGUCCCAUCCUUUCUUUAAAUAUUUGGACACACAUUGGCUAUACUUAUAGUACAACCAACGGUGUUCGAUUGUAUAUAAAUGGUACCCAAUACUCGACGACAGGCUCUUUUACGUUUUCAGGCUCUAGUGUUCCAAUGAGUAUUAUGUUGGGUGGUGAUGCCGGUCGAACUCACUGCACUCCAAAUUACGGAGGUGUAUUUACUGGUACCCUGGACGAAUUUUAUCUUUAUAGGCGUGAAUUAACAGCAGCUCAAAUUUGGACAUUAGCCAAUCCUUAA